This is a messenger RNA of Acanthisitta chloris (rifleman), 1461 nucleotides long. It is a transcript of the gene PIAS4, whose product is annotated as protein inhibitor of activated STAT, 4. The record is from RefSeq and is a predicted model, not a curated record. Bases 1 to 1461 code for a protein of 486 amino acids. NCBI's taxonomy places the organism in Eukaryota, Metazoa, Chordata, Aves, Passeriformes, Acanthisittidae. Gene Ontology annotation, molecular function: transcription coregulator activity; zinc ion binding; SUMO ligase activity. Gene Ontology annotation, biological process: regulation of transcription by RNA polymerase II; protein sumoylation. The transcript is spliced from 10 exons.
AUGGUGAUGAGUUUCCGAGUCUCAGACCUUCAGAUGCUGUUGGGCUUCGUCGGCAGGAGCAAAAGUGGACUUAAACACGAACUAGUCACCAGAGCUUUACAACUGGUCCAGUUUGACUGCAGCCCUGAGGUGUUCAAGAAAAUUAAGGAGCUCUAUGAGACUCGUUACAACAGGAAGAGCUCUGAGGUGGCUCAGCCACCACCACCACCACAACAGCAGCAUCGCUCCGAGGCCCUUUCCAUACACUCAUCCUACGACCGCGGCAGCGCCGUGGCUCGGACUAUCUCCACCACUAACAUUGACUAUCCUGCUCUCUAUGGGAAGUACCUGAAUGGACUGGGAAGGUUACCUCCCAAAGUAGCCAAACCUGAGGUUCGCUUGGUGAAACUUCCUUUCUACACCACCUUGGAUGAGCUCUUGAAGCCAACAGAGUUAGUUCCACAGAACAAUGAGAAGCUUCAGGAAAGUCCAUGUAUCUUUGCAUUAACACCGAGACAAGUGGAGCUGAUCAGAAAUUCCAGGGAGCUGCAGCCUGGUGUGAAAUCAGUUCAGGUAGUGCUGAGAAUCUGCUACACAGACACCAGUACUCCUCAGGAGGAUCAGUACCCUCCCAAUAUCGCCGUGAAGGUCAACCACAGUUACUGCUCUGUGCCAGGUUACUACCCAUCCAACAAACCUGGAGUGGAACCUAAAAGGCCCUGUCGUCCCAUCAACCUCACCCACCUCAUGUACCUGUCCGUAGCCACCAACCGGAUCACGGUCACCUGGGGGAACUAUGGAAAGAGCUACUCCGUGGGGCUGUACCUGGUGAGGCAGAUGACCUCAGCAGAGCUGCUGCAGAGGUUGAAAACCAUCGGCAUCAAACACCCAGAGCUCUGCAAAGCACUCGUAAAAGAGAAGCUACGUCUGGACCCAGACAGUGAAAUUGCCACCACAGGUGUCCGUGUGUCUCUCAUCUGUCCGCUGGUGAAGAUGCGACUGUCUGUGCCGUGCAGGGCAGAGACCUGUGCACACCUGCAGUGCUUUGAUGCAGUCUUCUACCUACAGAUGAAUGAGAAAAAACCCACCUGGAUGUGUCCUGUGUGUGACAAACCUGCCCCCUAUGACCAGCUCAUCAUUGAUGGGCUCUUGUCCAAGAUCCUGACAGAAUGUGAAGAUGCAGAUGAAAUUGAGUACCUGGUGGAUGGUUCCUGGUGUCCCAUCAGAGCUGAAAAGGAGAGGAGCUGCAGCCCUCAGUGUCCAAUAUUAGUGCUGGGCUCCUCGGAUGUGAAUGGGCUCCUUCCCACUCCCACCGGGAACGGCGAGAACGGCAAAGCCACUGCAGAUGUGGUGGAUUUAACACUGGACAGCUCAUCCUCAGAGGAAGAGGAGGAGGAGGAUGAGGAGGAGGACGAGGAGGAGGAAGGACCUCAGCGCAAACGCCGCUGCUCCUACGAGAAGGGUUUGGUCUCUGCCUGCUGA